UUACUUUCGUCUUUGUCUGCGUCGUUAUUAAACCGAUAUUUUAUACGAGACGUAAGGUGUAAUUAUUAUUUACUGUCCAAAACAGUAUCUUUACUAUCAAUACAAAGGUUUCCACAGUCAUAUAAGUACUGUGGUUAGAAAAAAAUUUAGUGUUAAGUGAAAAUAUAAAAAAAAAUGAGUACAGUUAAUGGCAACGGUGAUAGAGUUACUGGAUUAGAUGACUUUGAAGAAAUUUCAAUUCCAGUUCCUUGGGGACAUAUAGCAGGUAAAUGGUGGGGCUCACAAGACGUCCAACCGAUAAUAGCCAUCCACGGUUGGCAAGACAAUGCAGGCACUUUCGACAAAUUAGCACCGCUUUUGAAAAACAAGGGCCACUCUUUGCUUUGCAUAGAUUUGCCUGGACAUGGAUUUUCUUCGCACCUACCACCAGGUCACAAAUAUUAUAUUUGGUGGGACGGUGUACACUAUUUACGCCGAAUAGUGAAAUAUUACAAAUGGACAAACAUUACGAUAUUGGGACACUCGCUAGGCGGUGGCAUUGCGUUUUUGUACGCGGCCAUUUACCCCAAAGAAGUAGAAAAAUAUAUCGGCUUAGAUUUGGCCAGUCCUUCGGUGAGAAAUUUGAAAAAGACCUGUGAUGCAUUAGGCUUCGCCAUAGAUAAAUUUUUAAGUUACGAAAGAAUUACGCCUGAUAAAAUUCCUUGUUACCCAUACAAUGAAAUGUUAGAGAUAUUGAUCGAUGGCCAAAAUGGUUCUGUGAAUCGGGAAGGCUGCAAGAUUUUACUUAAAAGAGGCAUGAGGCUGGCUGAAAAUAGAGACGGUUACCUAUUCACAAGAGAUCCUCGACUGAAAAUGGCUGCUUUAGGGUUUUUGUCCAUUGAGCAAGUGCUGGAACUUGCUUCAAGAAUAACUUGUGAGGUGAUGAAUAUUAAAGCCACUCCAGGCUUGAAACUGGAUCAUCCAGAACACUAUGACAUGGUCCUGGAUCAGAUUGAGAAACAAGCCAAAAAAGUUGUGAGGCAUAAAAUCGAAGGCACCCAUCACUUGCAUUUAAACGAGCCUACUUUAGUUGAUAAUAUUAUACACGAGUUUUUAAUUUCAUAAAGUGUAUGCUUGAACCAAGGAUAAAGUUAUUUAUUUUAAAAAGGUGCUUUGUUAUUUUUAAUUAGUUUUGUAAUUAAACAGUAUUCUAUUUUUUUUAAAAAAUGCAGAUGUAAUUUGUUAAAUAUUGUGUGCAUAUGGAAAUUUCACUAAGAUAAUUGU
Molecule: messenger RNA, 1263 nt
Organism: Ceutorhynchus assimilis (cabbage seed weevil)
Lineage: Eukaryota; Metazoa; Arthropoda; Insecta; Coleoptera; Curculionidae
Source: the annotation of a GenBank genome assembly